AUGGUCAAAUCCCGCCAAUGGAUCCUAGCCAACAAACCCACCGCCCUCCCCACCCUCACAGGCGACACCCCGACCUUCAAACUCUCCGAAACGGACCUCCCAGACCCCAAAGAAGGCGAAGUCCUGGUCAAACCAACCUACAUCUCCAACGACCCGGCCCAACGCGGUUGGAUUUCCCCGGAAGCCCACCCGGAUCGCCUCUAUGUCGCCCCGGCCAAGACAGGGGAACCCAUGCCCGCUCGUGCUCUAGCUGAGGUCAUAGAGUCCAAGUCGAAUGAUUACAAGAAAGGCGAUUGGGUUUUCGCCUCGGCGGGAUGGACGGAAUAUGCUGUCCUACCUGCAAAAGCGCUACAACCUGUCCCCGAGCUCGAGGGCGGGUUGAGUAAGACGUUGUAUCUUGGUGCUCUGGGGGGCACGGGUCUGACGGCUUAUUUUGGGAUGUUGGAUGUGGGGCAGGUCACUAAGGAUGAUAUCGUGGUCAUUUCCGGUGCUGCUGGCGCCACGGGCUCAAUGUGUGUGCAGAUUGCGAAGAAGUUGGUCGGCUGUAAGAAGGUGAUUGGAAUUGCUGGUAGUGAGGAGAAGUGCAGAUGGGUGGAAGGGUUGGGGGCGGAUCUCUGUCUGAACUACAAGUCCUCGAGCUUCGCGGAGGAUUUGAGGAAGGCUACGCCGGGGCCGGAUGAGUUCGCUAAUGUCUAUUACGACAAUGUUGGGGGUGAGAUCCUGGAUCUGAUGUUCACCCGUAUGGCGAGGCAUGGGAGGGUGGUAGCUUGUGGUGCUAUUGCGAAUUACAAUUCGAUGUCGGAUCGUGCUACGGGGUUGAAGAAUUGGUUCGAGGUAAUCCAGAUGAGGCUGCAGAUUCGCGGAUUCAUUGUCAUUGACUACCUGCAUCGCGCGAAUGAGGCGCGAGAGGCUUUCCAGAAGAUGCUGAAGGAGGGUAAGUUGCAGAUCGAGGGGGGCGAACAUGUGGUUAAAGGUGAUUUUGAGGAGAUCCCGAAGACUUGGUUGAAGUUGUUCGAGGGUGGGAAUCAGGGUAAGCUGGUCACGGAGGUGGCGAGGUUGUAG
Molecule: messenger RNA, 1062 nt
Organism: Recurvomyces mirabilis
Lineage: Eukaryota; Fungi; Ascomycota; Dothideomycetes; Mycosphaerellales; Teratosphaeriaceae
Gene: QOR1
Product: quinone oxidoreductase
Exons: 2
Coding region: 1-1062 (353 amino acids)
Molecular function (GO): oxidoreductase activity, acting on the CH-CH group of donors, NAD or NADP as acceptor
Source: RefSeq, a predicted model, not a curated record